AUGAACGCUGCUCCUGCCGCCUUGCCCAGGGCGGCUGCGAUCCCCGCACGACUGCUGCGGACAUCGCGGCGAAGCCCAGCCAAGGGCUCGGGGAUUCGACCAGUAUCGCAGACAUGCCGUCGGUAUGCCUCGGCGGCGGCGUCGUAUGGGCAGAGGCCGCAGUCGGGGGUGCAGAGACGGACAGCACCGGCAGCGCUGUCGAGGGCUUUCCAUGCUACGACUUCCCGCCCUGCAAUGUCGGACCCGUACAAGGUGCUUGGGGUGGAAAAGAACGCGAGUGCGGCCGAUAUCAAAAGAGCGUACUACGGCAUGGCGAAAAAAUACCACCCGGACACCAACAAGGACCCCAGUGCCAAGGAGAAGUUCUCGGAGGCCCAGUCGGCGUACGAGCUGCUGUCGGACGCGAAGAAACGAGAAAACUACGACCGGUUCGGAUCGGCGGCGUUUGACCAGAAUGGGGGGUUCGAUCCCAACGCGGCGGCCGGGGGCAAUCCGUUUGCCGGCGCAGGCGGGUUCCACGGCUUCGGCGGGGGGUUUGGAGGCGGGUUCCCCGGUGGUUUUGCAGCAGACAUCAACUUUGAGGAUCUCUUUGGUGCCUUUACAAACGGUGCUCGUCGGAGUCCGCGGGGCACCCGGGGCCCGUUCCAGGAGUCGAUCCUGGUGGGCGAGGACAUUGAAGUGCAGACCAACAUCUCGUUCAUGGAGGCGGCCAAGGGAACGGCCAAGGACAUCAACAUCAACCCGCUGGUGGAGUGCGGCACCUGCUCCGGCGAAGGGUUGAAGAAGGGCGCCAAAAAGUCGCAAUGCAAGCAGUGCAACGGCUCCGGUACGCGCGUGCACUUCAUGCAGGGCGGCUUCCAGGUGGCCGCGACCUGCGACGCCUGUGGCGGGACGGGUCUCAUCGUGCCGCGGGGCUCCGAGUGCGGGUCCUGUCGAGGCAACGGGGUCAUUCGAGACCGCAAGACCGUCCAUGUCGACAUCCCCGGCGGCGUGGAAGAUGGCAUGCGUCUGCGGGUGACCGGAGAGGGCGACGCCCCCGCCACGGGGGUCAACGCCGCCCCGGGCUCUCGCACGAAGCGCGGAGAUCUCUACGUCUCGAUCCGUGUCGCUCCGGAUCACCGCUUUAGCCGCUCCGGCUCCGAUAUCCUGUACACGGCGGGCAUCCCGCUGACGACCGCUCUGCUGGGCGGUGAAGUGACGGUGCCCACGCUGGACGGCGAGGUCAAGAUCAAGGUGGCCACGGGCACCGGCACCGGCGACAAGAUCACGCUUUCGGGCAUGGGGAUGAAGAAGCUCGGCGGCCGCGCCCGGGGCCUCAGCGCCUCGGGCGACCUCAAGGUGGAGUUCAAGGUCGCCAUGCCCAAGUACCUGACCUCCAACCAGCGCACAAUCCUCGAGGUGCUCGCCGACGAGAUGGGAGACAAGACAGCCAAGCGGGUCAUGAACGUGGACCGAGAGAGCGCUGCUCCGCCCUCUUCCGUGACGAUGGCUCAGUCGCCCAUGCUCAGCUGUCCGCUCAAGCAGACCAACGAGAUCGACUGGAUCCAACCGUUGAAGGACUACAUUCGACAGAGCUAUGGGGAGGAUGCCGAGCAAUACAGCCAGGAGUGCGUGACGCUGAACCGGCUGCGACAAGAUAUGAGGGGUGCGGGCAAGGACAGUGCGACGGGCCGCGAUCUGCUGUACCGGUACUACGGCCAGCUGGAGCUGCUGGAUCUGCGGUUCCCGGUGGACGAGAACCACAUCAAGAUCUCCUUUACAUGGUUCGACGCGUUCACGAACAAGCCGACGUCGCAGUACUCGCUCGCCUACGAGAAGGCGUCCGUCAUCUUCAACAUCUCGGCCGUGCUCUCCUGCCAUGCGGCGAACCAGGCCCGCAGCGAGGAUACCGGCCUCAAGACGGCGUAUCAUUCCUUCCAGGCCUCGGCCGGCAUGUUCACCUACAUCAACGAGAACUUUCUGCACGCCCCCUCGACGGACUUGAGUCGCGACACGGUCAAGACGCUGAUAAACAUCACCCUCGCGCAGGCGCAGGAGAUCUUUUUGGAGAAGCAGGCGGCGGACCAGAAGAAACCGGGCUUUCUGGCCAAGCUAGCCAGCCAGGCCGCCUAUCUGUACUCCCAGGCGGCGGACAUAAUGCAGGAAUCGGUCACCAAGGCGGUGUUUGAAAAGGUCUGGUUGAUCAUGGUCCAGGCCAAGGCCUCGCACCUGCUGUCGCUGGCGUCGUACCACCAGGCCAUCGCCGACGAUGAGAACGGCUCCCACGGCGUCGCCGUCGCCCGGCUGCAGCUCGCCGAGAAGCAGGCGACCGCCGCCCUGGGCCACGCCAAAUCUUUCCCAUCCUCUGUGCCGGCCAAAUCGAAUCUCACGACCGAGUCGGUCACGAACCUCACGGAACUCAUCAAACACCAACUGGCCACCGUUCAGGCCAAGUGCACCUCGCUCAUCAAGGAUAACGAUUUUAUCUACCAUCAGCCCGUUCCCUCGGAAGCCGGGCUGUCUGCCAUUGCAAAACUGCCCGCCGCCAAGGCCAUCCCCGUCAGCGAGCUCUACCAGGGUCAGGAUAUCCAGCGGAUCAUCGGGCCGGACAUCUUCCAGAAACUGGUCCCCAUGUCCGUCACCGAGACGGCCAGUCUGUACGAUGAGGAGAAAGCCAAGUUGAUCCGAGCGGAGACAGAGAAGGUGGAGACCGCCAACGGAGAGAUGGCGGCUAGUCUAGACUACCUCAAGCUGCCCGCCAGCCUGAACAUCCUCAAGGGGGGGAUGGACCAGGAGAUGACGGUGGAUGACGAGUUCCGACGCUGGUGUCAGGAUCUAGCUGACCAUCCAUCCCUGGGGCGAGCGCUGGAUGAUCUGCAAGAGAGUAAGGCCCAGGUGAUCACUAACCUCGACCACUGCUCCAAGCAACUGGAUCUGGAAGAAAGUGUGUGCGAGAAGAUGCGCUCCAAGUACGGGGCAGACUGGAACCAGCAGCCCAGCGGCCGGCUCACGACAACCCUCCGUGGUGACAUCCGCAGCUACCGCGACACGGUCAAUGAGGCCGGCGGCAGCGACGCGCAGCUGCUAGCCACCCUGCGGCAAUACCAGGCCGAUUUUGAUGAAAUGGCGUCGGCGGGCCAGACAGACGAGGCCGACGUUCUCUUCCAACGGGCCAUGCAUAAAGCCGCAUCGAAACACGGCAAGAGCAAGAGUGGCGUAGCCAUCAGUCCGUCAAAUGGCCCGCAGGAAGGGAGCUUGCUGGACGAGGUGUAUGACGAGGGGGGUGUCUCGGUCUCGGAGCAGAUCGCCCGCGUUGAGGAGAUCUUGAAGAAGCUGAACCUUGUCAAGCGUGAACGAGCACAAGUGCUGAAGGAUUUGAAAGAAAAGAUCCAUACCGACGAUAUCUCCAGCGUCUUGAUUCUCAACAAAAAGUCAAUAGCCGGGCAGGAGACCCAGCUCUUUCAGGCAGAGCUGGAGAAGUUCCGGCCACAUCAGAACCGGCUACUGCAGGCCAACCACAAGCAGGCCUCGCUAAUGAAGGAGCUGACCAAGACUUACGGAGACCUGCUACAAGACAAACGCGUGCGCUCGGAGCAGUCAAAGUACGAGGUCAUUACGCGGCAACGCAACACCGUCAUGGCACGGUACAAGAAGGUAUACGAUGCGUUCAACAACCUGCUGUCGGGCCUCGUGCAGGCACAGACGUUCUACUCGGAGAUGGUGGAGACGGCCGACAGUCUCAAGAAGAACGUCGAGGCCUUCAUCAACAACCGCCGGUCCGAGGGAGCUCAGCUCCUCGGCCAGAUCGAGCGGGACAAGGCCAGCACCGCCUCCGAGCAGGAGGACCGAGAGCGUGAGAAACUCCGGCAGCUGAUGGAGCGGCUGUCCACCGACCCAAACGCGUCGCUGCCCUCGCCCUCGUCCGCUACCACGCCCUCGUCGGCGACCAUGACAACUCCGGCGUCCAUGCUAUCCACGAAGGUGCGCUCGCCGCCACCUCCCCCCGUCAAGGCGCCCCCUUACCAGGCUUCAUCCCAAUCGCCCGUCACCACUUCGCCUUAUCAUCACCCUUCGACGGGGGGCCCGCCACAGCCACCACCGCCGCCACCACCACCACCACCACCACAACAACAACACCCAGCAGCCCCCAUGUCCCUCUCCCCAGGCCCCUAUGCGCAGUACAUGCCCGCUGCGGCCGCGGGACCCUCCAACCCGGUUAUCCCGCCUUACGUCCCAGGCCAGUCCUUCCAGCAGGGAGCCGCCAUGCCCCUCUCCGAGGGCUACAACCCAAUGGCGUAUCCGUACCGGGUGCCCGUCUCGCCGCCGCCGAACCAGCAGCUCUUCUCCGCCACCCCGACGUCUUACAGCGGAUACCCGCCUAGAACUCCAUCCGCAGUCUCUCCGGCCGGCACCGCCGCCCCUCCCUCCUCUCACUAUCCGCCUCAGGGCUACGUGCCGCCGCCCCCGCCGCCCCUCCCGUCCCAGCAGACCACAUACCCGCCCUCCACGGGGGGGCCGUAUCCUUCCGGCCCGGGAGGGUACGCUCAGACCCGAGCGUACGGGCCGGGCCAGCACCUCAAGACGCCGUCGCAGAGCCAACAGGGUAUGCAGGGGUCACAGGCUGAUCCGUGGGCGGGCUUGAAUGCGUGGAAGUAG
Messenger RNA from Penicilliopsis zonata CBS 506.65, 4635 nucleotides. RefSeq lists its product as hypothetical. The transcript has 5 exons. Gene Ontology annotation, biological process: response to heat; protein transport to vacuole involved in ubiquitin-dependent protein catabolic process via the multivesicular body sorting pathway; protein folding. Gene Ontology annotation, cellular component: endosome. Lineage: Eukaryota; Fungi; Ascomycota; Eurotiomycetes; Eurotiales; Aspergillaceae. Gene Ontology annotation, molecular function: ATP binding; heat shock protein binding. The record is from RefSeq and is a predicted model, not a curated record. The coding region runs from base 1 to 4635 and encodes 1544 amino acids.